AGUGCUGAGUGUGGCUGGGGUCACUGAGCAGAGCUAUCCCAGAGUCUGUCCACAAAUACAGAAGAGGGGGAACCACAGUCUCUCUAGGGUCCCACGGUUUCCUACACUUUUUGCUUUGUUCUGAGAGAGAGACAAAGCGCCAUGACUGCUCUGUGGGUUGGACAGAUGCCUGUUUCCACCUGCAGGCUGGAACCCAAGCUGAGGUCUUAAAUAUUCCCAGGUACUGAUAAAGCACUUUAGGUUGUUUCUAGAAAACACUGAAAAAUUAACCCUUUUGCUAAUGAUAUAGAAACAAGGCCUCUCCUCAACCAAAUUCCUGAAACUCUCAAGUUAAACUUCGUAACCCAAUCCCUUCACUGCAGACACCCAGUAGGAAAGUCACAGAUGCAAGGAUGAGAUGACUUUGGUCAAACUCAGACCCCACAGGGCCAGGAAGACCUGAAGGAGAGGAGGCUCAUGCUUCCAGGUCUCAGAUGAGAACUGUUUCUAAGGACUUUUAAAAAACCCCACAAGAAACUCUUUCAUGUCCUUCACCCAUCUCCUGCUUUGACAAGGUGUAUCACUAGCUAUUCUUUAGGAUGUCAGGAAUUCAGGUAAGAUGCUCUCGAGAGAACAUUUUCUCAGCAACAACAUCUCCUCCAGCGGACCAACAGCAGCUCUGGCUCUGAACCUCUGGAAUCAGGGAACUCUGUUUCUAAGCAGCUCUGUCAGCCUCUCCUUUGUUGCUGAUAAGAACCUCCUUUACCUCUCUAUGUACAGAGAGCUCUCUCUAAGGUGUUUUUCCUCUACUCUUACACCAAUCAUCAACACAGAAGACUUGUAGGAUCAGAUGUGUCGGGUUUUUUUCCCCAAACCCAGUAACUUAGACAUCAGCUGGGAUGUCUAAGUCAGUUCUGACGCUGUCUACCCAGAGACAGUCCUAGAUCCCACAGAUUGAAGGCUCAGUCCCAAGACUGCCCUCCAUACCAUUGCCAAGUCCAGACCUCCAACCGACUUCAAGUUGGGGAUCCCAUGACCCCCUCUUUGGGUUUAAUUUGCUGUAGCAGCUCACAGAACUCAGGGAGACAUGGACAUUUCCUGGUUGAAUACAAAGCACACUGCAGAGGACACAGAUAAAGAGACGCAUAGGAGGAGGCAUGGGGGAAGGGGCACGUGACUUCCAUGCCCUCCCUGGGCGCCACCCUCCAGGAACCACUGCAUGCUCAACCAUCCAGAAACUCACGAAACCCAGUCCUCUUGGGCUUUUAUGGAAGCUUCAUGAUGUCAGCAUUUCCUCCCACAAGGAACAGGGUGAGACCAUCUUCUGGGAGGGUCUUAAGAUCCACCAUCAGAAAGGCAGGGAACAUUAGAUUCUUGCCUUGAGCAGGUGAAGGAAGGGCAGGAGGAGGUCAGAGGCCUCCCCUGAGGCCCAACACAGCCAAUGUUAUAACAAAAGACUGUAACAAGGGCUAUGGGAGUUACAAGCAAGGAACCGCGGGUGAAAACCAGUAUAUAUCCCAAUAUCACACUUCCCUCUCUGGACGCACCGUGUCUUGCCAUGCCAUGCACUCCAGAUUGUAAUCCUUGCUUCUCAUUCCCAAAUACACUCAAAAUCCUGGUGACCCUGGAGCAAGGCAACCUUGAGUUCCUGGGGUCUCUUAUAUACACACUUUUUCAACCAAACAGGGAUCAGAAGUAUGGCAUUUGUGAGAAGCAAGACCUGCGUGUAUGAACAGCAAACUUUUCCUAUAUGCAGGUCAAGCAGAGACAACAUCAUCGAGGCUGGAGUACGGGCAGAUUUGGGUACAUGUAGAGGGUACUGAAACGAAUUGCCUGUGUAUCCCAAAAAACAACUGUACUGAGAGAUAAUAUUCUCCAGGGUUUUUUGUUUGUUUGGUUGGUUGGUUAAAGCUUUGUGUAGAACACCCAGUGCCUCCUUGUCCAUCUCAGGAACAUACUUCUAUGUGGAAGCACAUCCUUGAGAUGCACAAGCAGACACUGGGCAAGGAGACAAGGAUGUCCCACUCUAUGGAAGUCCCCCUAAUAAAUGCUCUAUGGACACCCUGGUGUUUAGUGCUUCUUUCUUUGGAAUCCCAGCAGCUCUAUCACUGGACGGUUUGGUGCACUCCCUUGAGGUGACUCCCCUGGGUUGCUUGGGGUCCACUCCAGCCUCAGGUGUGGCUGGAGGACGCAGCCUCCCACCUUCAUCUGGAGCCCUGAGCCCCGCUCUGUCAUUGCAGAUCGUGAGGUUCCUCUCCCGGCUCCACUCAGUGGCGGAAACCUCCACUCCAAUGACCCCUCGAUGGUCCCGCCACCCUGUGGCAUCACAUCUCUGGCCUCUGUUCUUUCUUGUGGAUCCGUCUACCCUUGGGAACUUCUAUACCUCUUUUUCUGCUCAUGACCUUGAUUCUCUGGGUAUUUCAGAAAUGCCUGAUGCACACUUCUCCAUUAGGGUCAGGGGCGACAUCAUGAGUGGACGCAUCAACCAUCCAACACCAAGAUCCUCUCAUGUCCCAGACACCUCAGAUCUUACCUUGGUCUGGAAAUGAAGCACAAAUGAGCCCCUCCCAAUGUCCCAGGCACCACUGACCCCACAACCACGGUGACGAGUGGGAUUUGUGACAACAGUCUGCAAAGGAAAAGACUGAGGCUCAGAGAUGGUUCACUACCGCCCAAGGUCACACAGGCAGUGGAUGAUAACCGGUCAUUGAAUAAAUAUCAGCUCCCUCCCCCACUCCCCCAAAUCAAAGCUCAAACAUAAGUCAUUGUUCCAGAAAUGCUGAGCAGGAAUUGAGGUGCAGAGGGGCGGCCAAGGGCACAGGGGCACUAAAGAGGAAGGAAAGACUCAGAGGUUUGUUCCCAGCUGGGUGGGGCUGGACGCUGUAGCAAAAAAGUUUUAAAAAGGGGAAGUUGAGAAGGGGACUAUUUGGUUGAAAGAAAAUUCACAAUCCAGUGCCAAGAAAGAAGUCAACUUUUCUUCCCCUAUUUCCCUGCAUUUCUCUUCUGUCCUCACUGCCACACGCAGCUCAGCCUGGACGGCACAGCCAGAUGUGAGAUGUGUCUCUGCUGAUCUGGGUCUGCCUGCAGCAUGGACCUGCGUCUUCCCUGAAGUAUCUCCAGGGCUGGAGAGAUAACUGGCAAGCACCAAGAGACCCUGUGUGUCUCUGUCCUGCCAGUACCGAGGGCUCAUCCAUCCACAGAGCAGAGCAGUGGGAGGAGACGCCAUGACCCCCAUCCUCACGCUCCUGAUCUGUCUCGGGCUGAGUCUGGGCCCCAGGACCCGCGUGCAGGCAGGGACCCUUCCCAAGCCCACUCUCCGGGCUGAGCCAGGGUCUAUGAUCAGCGAGGGGAGUCCUGUGACCCUCAGGUGUCAGGGGAGCCUUCAGGUUCAGGACUACCGUCUACAAAGGGAAAAAAAACCAGCAUCCUGGGUUAGACGGAUACCACAAGAGCUUGUCAAGAAGGGCUAUUUCGCCAUUGCAUCCAUCACCUGGGAAGACACAGGGCAGUAUCGCUGUCAGUAUUACAGCCACAGGUGGUGGUCAGAGCCCAGCGACCCCCUGGAGCUGGUGGUGAUAGGAGCCUACAGCAAACCCACCCUCUCAGCCCUGCCCAGCCCUGUGGUGGCCUCAGGAGGGAACGUGACCCUCCAGUGUGACUCACAGGUGGUAUUUGAUGGCUUCAUUCUGUGUAAGGAAGGAGAAGAUGAACACCCACAACGUCUCAACUCCCAGUCCCAUGCCCAUGGCUGGUCCUGGGCCGUCUUCUCCGUGGGCCCCGUGAGCCCGAGUCGCAGGUGGUCGUACCGGUGCUAUGGUUAUAUCUUGAGCGCUCCCUAUGUGUGGUCUUUACCCAGUGAUCUCCUGGAGCUCCUGGUCCCAGGUGUUUCUAAGAAGCCGUCACUGUCAGUGCAGCCGGGUCCUGUCGUGGCCCCUGGGGAUAAGCUGACCCUCCAGUGUGGCUCUGAUGCCGGCUACAACAGAUUCGCUCUGUACAAGGAGGGAGAAGAUGACUUCCUCCAGCGCCCUGGUCGGCAGCGCCAGGCCGGGCUCUCCCAGGGCAACUUCCUCCUGGGCCCUGUGAGCCGCUCCCACAGGGGCCAGUACAGAUGCUAUGGUGCACACAACCUCUCCCCCGAGUGGUCGGCCCCCAGUGACCCCCUGGACAUCCUGAUCGCAGGACAGAUCCGUGGCACACCCUUCAUCUCAGUGCAGCCGGGCCCCAAGGUGGCCUCAGGAGAGAACGUGACCCUGCUCUGUCAGUCCUCGUGGCAGUUCCACGCUUUCCUUCUCACCCAGGCGGGAGCAGCUGAUGCCCACCUCCAUCUAAGAUCAAUGCACAAAUAUCCUAAGUACCAGGCUGAAUUUCCCAUGAGUCCUGUGACCUCAGCCCACGCGGGGACCUACAGGUGCUACGGCUCACGCAGCUCCAACCCCUACCUGCUGUCUGUCCCCAGUGACCCCCUGGAGCUCGUGGUCUCAGGACCCUCCGGAGGCCCCAGCUCCCCCACAACAGGCCCCACCUCCACAUGUGCAGGCCCUGAGGACCAGCCCCUCACCCCCACGGGGUCAGACCCCCAGAGUGGUCUGGGAAGGCACCUGGAGGUUGUGACUGGCAUCUUGGUGGCCUUCGUCCUGCUGCUCUUCCUCCUCCUCCUCCUCUUCCUCGUCCUCCGACAUCGACGUCAGGGCAAACGUUGGACAUCGGCCCAGAGAAAGGCUGAUUUCCAACAUCCUGCAGGGGCUGUGGAGCCAGAGCCCAGAGACAGAGGCCUUCAGAGGAGGUCCAGCCCAGCUGCCGAGGCCCAGGAAGAAAACCUCUAUGCUGCCGUGAAGGACACACAGCCUGAGGACGGGGUGGAGCUGGACAGUCGGGCUGCUGCAUCUGAAGACCCCCAGGAUGUGACCUACGCCCAGCUGCAGAGCUUGACCCUCAGACGGGAGGCAACUGAGCCUCCUCCAACCCAGGAAAGGGCGCCUCCAGUUGAGUCCAGCAUCUACGCCACCUUGACCAUCCACUAUGAAUCUGUUUCGCACACAUGGAGGAGGCGGCUCAGGGGUGACCAUGGACCUGAGUCAAUGGGCAGAGAUACCCCAGUGCCAUCCACAAACACAGGGGAGGAGGAGCCACAACUCCCCACUUCCGUCCAAAACCAUGACCCCUCCCUGAGUCUCAACUUGAAGUUCACAGCCAGAUGUGCAACGUGUCUCUGCCGAUCUGAGUCUGCCCUGCAGCAGGGACCUGCAGCUUCCGUGAAGCAUCCCCAGGGCUGGGCCGCCAUGAAGGACCCAGCCUCCGAGCGGCCACACACCAUGUGUCUCUCUGUCCUGCCGGCACUGAGGACUCAUCCAUCUGCACAGCUGGGGCCACUGGGAGGAGACGCCAUGACCCCCACCCUCAUGGUCCUGUUCUGCUUAGGGCUGAGUCUGGGCCCCAGGACCUGUGUGCAGGCAGGGCCCCUCCCCAAACCCACCGUCUGGGCUGAGCCUGGCUCUGUGAUCAGCUGGGGGAGCCCCGUGACCAUCUGGUGUCAGGGAACCCUGGACGCUCAGGAGUACCGUCUGGAUAAAGAAGGAAGCUCAGCACCCUGGGACAUACAGAACCCACUGGAGCCCAGGAACAAGGCCAAGUUCUCCAUCCCAUCCAUGACACAGCACUACGCAGGGAGAUACCGCUGUUACUAUCACAGCCAUCCAGACUGGUCAGAGGACAGCGACCCCCUGGACCUGGUGAUGACAGGAGCCUACAGCAAACCCAUCCUCUCAGUCCUGCCGAGUCCUCUUGUGACCUCAGGAGAGAGCGUGACCCUGCUGUGUCAGUCACGGAGCCCGAUGGACACUUUCCUUCUGUUUAAGGAGGGGGCAGCCCAUCCCCUGCCGCGUCUGAGAUCACAGCACGGAGCUCAGCUGCACCGGGCUGAAUUCCCCAUGGGUCCUGUGACCUCAGUGCAUGGGGGGACCUACAGGUGCAUCAGCUCACACAGCUUCUCACACUACCUGCUGUCACGCCCCAGUGACCCCGUGGAGCUCACUGUCUUAGGAUCCUUGGAGAGUCCCAGCCCCUCAGCCACAAGGUCCAUCUCAGCAGCUGCAGGCCCUGAGGACCAGCCCCUCAUGCCUACAGGGUCAGACCCCCAGAGUGGUCUGAGAAGGCACUGGGAGGUACUGAUCGGGGUCUUGGUAGUCUCCAUCCUGCUUCUCUCCCUCCUCUUCUUUCUCCUCCUCCAACACUGGCGUCAGGGCAAACACAGGACAUCAGCCCAGGGACAGGCUGAUUUCCAACGUCCUCCAGGGGCUGCAGAGCCAGAGCCCAAGGGUGGGGGUCUACAGAGGAGGUCCAGCCCAGCUGCUGACGUCCAGGGAGAAAACCCCACAGAUGCUGCCAUGAAGGACACACAGCCUGGGGAUGGGGUGGAGCUGGACAGUCGGCAGAGCCCACACGAUGAAGACCCCCAGGCAGUGACACAUGCCCAGGUGAAACACUCCGGACCUAGGAGAGAAAUGACCUCUCCUCCCUCCCCACUGUCCGAGGAAUUCCUGGACACAAAGGACACACAGGCGGAAGAGGACAGGCAGACGGACACUCAGGCUGUCCUUUCCUCUCCAGGCCCCCAGCCUUCCCCUACCCCCAUCAUGUUCCUUCCCUCUCACUCUCCCCCACUGCAGGCUGCUACAUCUGAAGCCCCCCAGGAUGUGACCUACGCCCAGCUACAGAGCUUGACCCUCAGACGGGAGGCAACUGAGCCUCCUCCAACCCAGAAACGGGAACCUUCAGCUGAGCCCAGUGUCUAUGCCACUCUGGCCAUCCACUAAUCCAGGGAGGACGCAGACCCCACAAACCACGGAGACUCAGGACCCCAGAAGUCAUGGAAGUUGCCCCCAGUGGACAUCAUUGAACCCCAGCCAGCCUAGACCCCUAACAGAGACCACUAGAAGAUUCUGGGAACUUUGGGCUUCACCUGAUUCUGCAAAGAUAAAUAGUAUCCCUGCAUUAUCAAAAUAAAGUAGCAGACUUCUCAGUUCCCAAUGAGUUAACUGAUUUAAAAAAAAAAA
Cercocebus atys (sooty mangabey) is the source of this 7031-nucleotide messenger RNA. Its product is annotated as leukocyte immunoglobulin-like receptor subfamily B member 2. Lineage: Eukaryota; Metazoa; Chordata; Mammalia; Primates; Cercopithecidae. The record is from RefSeq and is a predicted model, not a curated record. Gene Ontology annotation, molecular function: inhibitory MHC class I receptor activity. Gene Ontology annotation, biological process: cytokine-mediated signaling pathway.